CGUGAGUGGAAAGUUGCCUGUUCUUUUCAUUUUACGUUAUAGUUUGUAGUCAACUUGGAUAGAAGCUAACUAGUUUGGGGACUGUCUUUUAUUUAUAAGUUCUGGACUUUUCUGUGUCUCAAGCAUUCUACCAGUUGCUGGUCAUUUAAGAGAUCGUGUGGAACUGGCAAUUUUCGUAACGGCUAUUCCCCUUUAAUUCCAGUCAUUCGUAGACUAAAUUGCGAUCAAAUGGCUAAAAUAAUAUGACUGGGCCUCUGUAUAACAAACUCGCAAUUGUAAACUAUGUGGUUUGCCACAAGUGUAAUUCAAGCACGGUUAGGCAUGCUGAGCUGAACAUAUCACUGGAGAAGCUCGAAAGCCUAAUGGCUCAUUUUACUUAUUCCUAUUACCCUAGUUUCGAGAUCAACACCAAGUAUGAACAGCCAUAACAGCCUAUUUCAUGUUAAGUGUCCGGGUCCACCGGAAGGAGUUUUCACCCUGUUCGGAACCAUUAUUUAACUUUGGUCGCGCUCCCGAUGUACGAAAAGUAAUUGCCAGAGGCCUGUGAUGUGUUAGUUCUUUUACCUUAAAAGAAGCUGGAUUUCGCAAUUGAUUCAGUUUUACUGUACGGUGAUGUGUCUUAAUCGCAACAUCCAACCAAUAACGUAACAGGUUAGACCGGUUCAAGUACAACAAAUGCCUAACGGCAUAGCAUCCACGUUAGUUGCUUUCUUACUCAAGCAAUAUAUUCCCGUCUUCAUAUGUUUAUCGUGUAGUUGGCUUUAAGAAAUUAUGGGUGGUUCGAAAGCAAGAAAUGAGUUGAGGAUUAGAAAGUGAAGUGCAAUGAUAAAGUCCAGAGGUCGGUGGAAGAUGAAGAAGGGAUGCAUCUGCACCACUGGUCAGUUUUAAGCAGUCAAUCGACGCUUCUGAUCGCUUAAAGCAAUCUCGCGUACUACGGUCCUCCUAACCAACGACUGCAUAUUUAUCUGUAGCAGAGAUCAAGUGUCGGAUUCCUUCAAAAAUGUGUGAUGCUGAGGUUAUUCUGGAGUUAGUAUUUUCUUGAGUGACGAACUGAGUAAAUGAUACCAGUUCUGAUGUCCUUCGACCUACGACUCUAGCGAUCAGUCGACGUAGAGUUAAUGUUCCCAUAUUCCAUUCACUCUUUCUGGACAUUUUCUUGGUUAGUUCUCCAUGACCCUUGACAUCACUAUCUCUACUCGUUAAAUUCUUUUGUUUCGGCAUGUGAGCUUGGGCUCGCAGACAUCGGGGUCGAGGUUAACUACUUGGGUCAUGGCUUUAAUAUAUAAUCCUCUUGUUACUGUUUACUUGUUUUAGUAUGUAAUGCAUUUCUAACUAUAGUUCCUACUUCAGUUCGACCGGUCUUAUUUCAUGCAUUCCCAGUUGCACCUGUGGUUUUUCGCCUGAGGUGUGCUAUUUUAAAUACGCCUUUCACAUGACAAGUCAGUCUUCUGGUGUUUGAACACGAGAAGCCCUUUCCAAAAUGUAUUUCUAUCUCUAGUGCUGUCCGAAGUACAAGGGCGGCUAGUACUUUAUGGUUGCUUGUUUUGUGGGUAGGUAUUUUCGAAUUACCUGAAUAAGGUGAGUAGUACUUGUACCAAUCGAGGAGCAUUUAACAAGGCCCAGAGGAAGACGAUAGAAGGCUAAUCACACGACCUUUGUGAGUUUUUGUUGACGCCGUACUCCGGAAAGCCCAACCACCGGAGACGGCAAUCCCUGAAAUAAAGUGAAGGAUGAAAUAUUUAGGAUCAAUCCUCCUUGACACUAACUUACCGUUCUGAGAAUGCAGUACCGCUGUAGAUAUUGGUUGCCUAAAUGGAACACCUUACUGAUUGUUGUAAUAAAUAAGGAUUAUCUCAAACUUCCCUUCAGAUGAGUCAGGUCAGUUGGCUUGAAAAACGUUGAAUAAAGCUAAAUCUUCAAAGUAAAUAGAUUAACUUACCAUUUAAAUGCAGUUGCAUGUGCUUUUUGUUCUAUAUGUCUUACGUUAUUAACCGAGUUCGCUUAUGCUAACAUGCAACAGGCUAGCCAAGCUGGCUACCCUCCCUUCCACUAUCCAACAGCAAGUGAUCAAAACGCACAGUUGCUUCAAGGCUAUGCGCUUUCUCAACAAGGAAACCCAGCUGCUGGAGUUCCAGGCUCUAUGUUUGGGGCUCAGUCAGCUGCUUCAUAUAAUUUUGACCAAACAGGUUCUGCUUACAACCAAACCUCUUCGAUUCCCGUAUGUCAGGUAGACGGUUCACAAGUCCCUAUGCAACCCGCUGCCGGAGGCUUUGCUUACCCUAAUUUCUCUGGGUCAUUCAAUCAGUAUCCUGGAAUGGCGCAAGGGAUGCCUCCUGGAUUGUCAGCUGUCCAAGCAGGCUUCAGUACCGAUAUGCAACAGUUUGGGCCACUCAUGGCUAAUGCUUUUGGGCAAACGAUGUCUGCCAAUGGAGCGAUUUUAGAGGCCAUAGCUCACGAACAAGGACUUGCAGGUUUUAAUCCAGUCGCUUUCCUCCAAGACCCAACUGGCACGAACACUCGCGGUGGAUUGGGCUCUGGAAGAGGCAGCAGCCAAAGAGGUGGAUAUAACAAGUUUGGCGGUUCUCGAUCGGGUUCCAACUUGCCCAGUGUCACUAAUCCUGAUGGACUCCGGGAGGAUACAAUUUUUGUCAGUAAUCUGCCUCAAAAUAUUGAUCACGAUGUAAUGAAGUCUCAAUUCGGUGUCGUCGGGAAAAUCAAGAUCAAUUCCAAAAGCGGUAUGCCCAUGAUAUGGAUAUUUAAAGAAAAAGGUAUACCUAAAGGCGAAGCGCUUGUAACUUAUGAAGAUCCAAGUUGUGUCCAAUCGGCUAUUCAGUGGUUUAAAGAGCAUGAGUUUUUGGGAAGGAAGAUUGAAGUCAAACAAGCUAUUAACAGCCAAAGACCAGUUAUUAUCCCUCCUGGGGGAGGUGGUUUGCUGGGAGGAAAUGGAAAUGGACCAAACAAUCCUGCUGCUGCUCUGGCUGUUGCAGCUGUGGCUGCGGCUGCCAGCGGGAACACUGUUGCCAGUUUGAUGAAUAACAGUGCGGCUGCUGCGGCCAGCCUUGCUGCUCUUACAGCGAACAACCCUCAGCUGGCUGCCCACUUUGAUUCCAAGGAGUAUCCAGGUAUGGGUCGCGGGGCAAGCACAGCCUCUCGAGGUGCCCGUGGAGCAAUUACCAAUGGUUCUUCUGUACGACCUAGCGUCGGUUCGGCUCAAGCAGGUUCAAGGGAAGGUGACUGGAGCUGUCCACAGUGUGGUAAUAUCAACUUUUCAUGGCGAGAACAAUGUAAUAGGUGCCAGUCAACUCGUUCAGGCGAUGGAUCUAGUAAUCCUGAUACGAAUUCUAGAAAUAACUUGAAUGCAACUAGUCGAAGUGCUCAACCACCUGCUGCAGUUAUGAAUUCCAGUUCUCAACAGAGCAAUCCUGGAUUUGGACGAGGCGGGGCAAUGAAUCCUACUUCAGGUGCCAAUCGAGGUGGUCGAGGUGGUGGUCCCAUGCGUGGAAGUAGUGUUGGAACAGGUCGGGCACGUCCAGCGCCUUAUUAAGCCAUCUAAAUUUGCCAUUGUAGGAAAUUUCUUGAAAUAUGCUUUCAUGAUGCAUUUCAGGUCUCUGCAAUUAGUGUCUUUGUUGUCUCACUAACUGGAUGGUUUGUGAAAUAUUGUAUUUGAACUAUGUAAUUAUGGUCAUAUAACUCAAUAAUUGUUAUAUGCUCUACUCCGGCUUAGUUAAUUUUUGAUUUCGAAUUUGCGGCGUAAUUCCAGGCAACUUAAGACCAGUUAUUCUACGUAAAUGAUAAAAGGAAUUUUGUAGAAACCAAGAAUCUCGUAUUACAAUUAACUUGAAGAAAACAAAAUGAAGUAUGCUCAGUUCUUGUCUAGUCAGGACUAGUAGCGGUUGUAGUGUUAGUCUGAAGUACUAAGGCCGGG
Schistosoma mattheei is the source of this 3925-nucleotide messenger RNA. NCBI's taxonomy places the organism in Eukaryota, Metazoa, Platyhelminthes, Trematoda, Strigeidida, Schistosomatidae. The record is from the annotation of a GenBank genome assembly.